AUGGGAUUGGGAGCCUGGUGUCCGUGCAUAGGGAGUACACAGAGCUCCUGUGUAAGCUACGGAAAGAGCGCACUCCUCACAAACUACCCACCCGUAGGACGCUCUCGCCUCUAUCUCAGAUUCCGUUUAAUUUCUGCGGAGAGCGACGGGUCCCCAAGAACUCGGGGAGCACGGUCGUCGGUGGGCGCGGAGAGAUCGGAACGACUCAAAUGGAUCCCAACUGCCUCCAAGCGUCUUGCGUCGCCUACGGGUAAUGCGGCGAGCCUGGGAGUGAAGAUGGGCGCAUCCCCCGGUGCAAUAAAUGCGACGCUUUUCCCCGGCCCGUUCUACCACAUUCCUGAAGGGCUCUUCCCUCAGCCAGUCCUGAUCGGGAUAACGGCGGUCUGCGUUCUCCUCUUCUCCGUCGGGGUGGCAGGGAACGUCAUGACCAUCCUCCUGGUGGCCAGAUACAGGGAUAUGAAGACCAGCACGAACUUCUUCCUCUGUAGCAUGGCCAUGUCUGAUCUCCUCAUCUUCCUUUGCAUGCCUCUCGAUCUCUACAAGCUCUGGAGACUACGACCUUGGUUGCUGGGUCAGUUCGUCUGCAAGUUGUCCCAGUUCGUUAGCGAGGGCUGCACCUACGGCUCCACCCUCCACGUCACCGCCCUGAGCGUGGAGAGGUACGUGGCGGUCUGCUUCCCUCUCAAAGCCAAGGUGCUGCUCACCAGGUCGAGGGUCAAGGUGGCCAUCCUGGCUCUCUGGACGGUGGCCCUGGCCAGCGCGGGUCCAGUCUUCGCCCUGGUGGGUGUGGAGUUCGUCAACGGCACCGACCCCUCCGAGACCAGCGAGUGCAAGGGCAGCGAGUACGGCGUGCGUUCGGGUCUGCUCAGUGCCAUGGCGUGGGUCUCCAGCCUCUACUUCCUCGUGCCCACCUGCUGCCUGGCCGUCCUCUACAGCCUGAUCGGCCGCAAGCUGUGGAGGAGGCCAAAGUCUCGGCGGGACAGGAGCAACAGACGCACAGUCAAGAUGCUAGCCGUCAUUGUCCUGGUGUUCGUGCUGUGCUGGCUGCCCUUCCACAUCGAGAGAAACCUCCUCCUGUUGACAGCCGGCAGCGCGGGAAUGUACACGGUCAGCCGCUGCCUCCAGGCCCUCUCUUUCGCACUCUUUUACCUCAGUGCCGCCAUCAACCCUGUCCUCUACAAUCUCAUGUCGGCCAAGUACAGGGCCGCUGCGGGCAAGCUGCUGGGCCUGAGGGGAAAGGCCGGAGAAAGGAGGAGAGGCCGGUGGAGAAAGAAGAGACUGCAAUCUCCCCCGCACUGCAGCGAGAGCGGCCAUUGUUGCCCAGGAGGCGAUAGUGUCGUCUAA
Molecule: messenger RNA, 1344 nt
Organism: Pristis pectinata (smalltooth sawfish)
Lineage: Eukaryota; Metazoa; Chordata; Chondrichthyes; Rhinopristiformes; Pristidae
Product: growth hormone secretagogue receptor type 1-like
Exons: 3
Coding region: 1-1344 (447 amino acids)
Biological process (GO): G protein-coupled receptor signaling pathway; hormone-mediated signaling pathway
Cellular component (GO): plasma membrane
Molecular function (GO): growth hormone secretagogue receptor activity
Source: RefSeq, a predicted model, not a curated record